This is a messenger RNA of Aspergillus viridinutans, 777 nucleotides long. RefSeq lists its product as uncharacterized. Lineage: Eukaryota; Fungi; Ascomycota; Eurotiomycetes; Eurotiales; Aspergillaceae. Bases 1 to 777 code for a protein of 258 amino acids. The transcript has a single exon. The record is from RefSeq and is a predicted model, not a curated record.
AUGGCAAACACAUGGUCUGUGUUCCCUUACUUCGAUAAGGUCGUCAAUGUCCUAGGUUCAAUGCAGGCAAUCAAUCAAGGCGUUGAUCCUUCUCAUACCGUCGCAAUUCAAUGUCUUGUUGGACGCACUUUCGGGAAAUUUUUUGUUCUGAAUGGCCCAGCCAGUGUUGAUGAUUGUUAUUCUGGCAUGAAGUUGGCAUUUGGGGCACCUCGAGAGCUGUUUGCUCCAACUCGCAUUGGAGGACAUAUGUCUAUCCCUCCACUUGUACAGGCAAAUUUUGAUGAGUUGGUUAAUGCCGCUGCACGGAAGAAUGCAGACCACCUUCGGGGAAGUAAUCCAAACCACUUGUUGUAUGUCAAGCGGCAGUUUCCUCUAUGGCGCUGGGCUUGGCAUAAAUACGACUUCUACGGUAUUCCGACGUUCCUCUUCGGGAUCUUAGGGCUGGGUUUAUUGCCUAUUGUUGCCAUCGCCAAGUGGAAAUAUACCAGACAGCCUCCAAUUGAGCUGUUCGUAUUUGCCGCUGUGUUUACAUUCACCGAAGGCUGCCUGAGCAUUCUGUUGGAUAUUAGUAAAAGAGAGGUCUGUUACAUCAGAGUGACAGAUAAGGAUGUGAGUCCGAAGGGAGAAAACAUGUGGGAAGCUCUUUUUGAAAGGGCACGCUGGAACAUUGGGCCGCCUCCAGAUGCUGAUGACGGCACUGGAAGAGUUAAAAAAUGGAACGGUGAGACGAGUGGCAGUUCUAUCGAGACAUAUUGCGGUACCAGUUAUUGCGGUUAA